This is a messenger RNA of Monomorium pharaonis (pharaoh ant), 2082 nucleotides long. RefSeq names its product D-aspartate oxidase (gene Daao1). Bases 999 to 2012 code for a protein of 337 amino acids. NCBI's taxonomy places the organism in Eukaryota, Metazoa, Arthropoda, Insecta, Hymenoptera, Formicidae. The transcript is spliced from 6 exons. The record is from RefSeq and is a predicted model, not a curated record. Gene Ontology annotation, molecular function: FAD binding; D-amino-acid oxidase activity.
UAAAUUCAACCGUCUUUUAUUCUAAAUAAGUAAAAAAUAAUGGAAGAAUAAUAUGUUACCUUCCCAACCCGAAUCAAUGGCUGCGUUCAGCAGAAAAAGCAGCUUUGCAACUGUUGUAAAAUUCUUCAACACUACUGGUUUAUACGUUUAGAUCUAACAGGAACUAAGAGCAAGGACCAAUCGUGCUGAACGCAGCCAAUGGACGAGUUCAAGUCAUCAGCAAAGCUAGGCCUGCCAAGCAGUUGAAUAUGAUUGGUUGGAUUUGAAGGUGGAAAACAAUUUAGAGUAUUUAGAGAGCCUUUAAUAAGAGUGGCGACAUGUAAAUACCACUUUUGAUUGGUCCGCCAUAUUUCAUCGGAUCCCGCCAAUUUUCAAAUCUGAAUAUUUGUAUUUUUAUUGAAAAAAUUUGAAAUAUAAAUAGUAUACAUAUAUAUGGAAUUGUUAUUACAAAAGAGUAUAGUACAUCCAACCAUUCUGCACAAAUGUCCAUGUCAAUACUGUUUUUAUAAUCUUCUGUUAGCUUGCAAUACUGUGUUAGACAGAGACAUAUCUCUUUCUCGCUCGGACAUAUCUCUUUGUCGCUCGCACGAUUUCGAUGAAAAAUGGCGGAACCUCUCUUAUCUCGCCACUCUUAUUCUAGCUCUCUAGAAGUAUUUAAUCCGCAGCGCUAUCUAUAUACAUAUUGCUAUGUUUUAUCAAAAAUGUGUCUCAUAUAUAUAGUAAAAUGAUGAUAACAGUUGUAAAAUAAUUCCGACGUUAAAACAUGUAACGCAUACAGUACGUAACGCUACAAGUAGACCGCGCCCCGUACCGCGACAAGUAGUCGUAAAUAUUUUACUGUUUUUAUCAGCGCAUUAAUUGUUACAUUGUGCGUCUGUAUCAUAUAAAGAGCAGCUCGCAGUUUGCAACGUUCAACAUAGUUAUCAAGCAGUGUCAUGAUUCAACAUUUACAUAUUGGUUUGUAAUUAUUUUUAUCACGCUGCAACUAAACAAGCGAGAUGAAAAUAGCUAUUGUCGGCGGUGGAAUCGUCGGACUAACGACGGCCGGAUUUGUACGAGUUGGAUGCUUCCGUAACGCUGACAUAACGGUCUUGGCCUCGGAUUUUGAUGAUACUGUCAGUCACGUAGCCGCAGGAAUUUUUAGAGUCGGUGCUUCCUUCUGUGGUCCUAGUGAAGCGAUAACAAGACAAUGGGUAAAAGAUUCUUAUGAAUUUUAUGAUGCUCUUCGAAAAAUGCAUUAUGCUUCUCAUGCUGGAGUGACCGAUAUUUCUGGAUACAUAUUCGCUAAUUCAUCUCCGGAUACCGUUAAGAAUCAUUGGCUUGAAGACGUAGUGCCAGUAUAUAGAAGAGCAAAUGAAGAGGAAUUUGAACUGGUUAAUGGUAGCUGGAAGUAUGGAUCGUACUUUUCGACUCUCCUCACACAGAGCAAUUUGUAUCUUCCAUGGGCUAAACACCGAUUGCAAUUAGAUGGAGUCACGUUCAGGCAAAAAAAAUUGAAUUUUUUAAAAGAAUUGAGUGAUGAAUAUGACAUCGUGAUAAAUUGUACUGGGCUUGGAGCGCGCAAAUUAUGCGACGAUAGACGUCUCGUUUCCUUACGUGGUCAAGUGCUCAAAAUAAAGGCACCAUGGAUGAAACUCUUCUUUUACGGUGAGCUUGAUACAUACGUCAUACCAGGGUUCAAUGGUGUAGUUACUCUGGGUGGAUCGAGGAGUUUUGACUCUGAAAAUAUGAAUUUGUGUCCGCAUGAAUCCGCAGCGAUUCGCGCAAGAUGUGAUACGCUAGUUCCAUCUUUGAAAAAUGCAAAAAUCCUGCGAGAGGAAGUCGGCUUGCGACCGCAUCGGGAGGGUGGUGUCAGAGUCGGAGAAGGAAGUCGUAUCAGUCAUCGUUCUAAAGCUAUAGUCAUACACAAUUAUGGACACGGUGGUUAUGGAAUUUGCAUGGCGCCUGGCACCGCUGCAGCAGCCGUCGAUGCAGCCGCCAAGCUUCAUAAAUCUACCAGCUCCAAAAUAUAAUUACUAUAUCAUGCUUUUAUGUACAUCUGCAGUGUAUAUCUAUAUAUAUAAAAUUAUUUAGAUCAAAAAA